CACAGCAAAUGUGGCAAAAGCUGCGCCGCUGUUGCGGUUGUGGUGUGCGUGUGUCUGAGGUGGUCGGCGGUGCUUCCUUUGCCAGAUGUGGCUUCUUCAGCCCCGACUGUGGGACUAACGGCUUUUUCUCUUAAAUGUGCACUGCUGGAGCUUUUCUUCAGCUGCUUCAACUGAUCAUGUGGGGCCACUUCUUAUGGCAGCAUCUCUUUUUGUUUUUUUUUUUUUUAAACAGUAAAUACUGUGCAAUGUGUCCAUAUUUAUUGUUUCUGGGAGAAGGAAGUCCAAGAUUCAAGGUGUCACAUUAAACGCUUGUACUGCUUUCACAAUACUCAACUUCGCGAUGUUCUCUCCUCUAAUACUGCCGUACAGUCAUUUCUGCUACUUGCUGCGGGAGUUUUUGUAAUGCGAAUGGGCUCAUUGCUGGUCGGUAAAUAAGGGAUCGAUGUCGUCAUAACGCAAAAUACUCUUGGCUUGUACACAGUUUUCCCCCAACAUCACUGAGUAAAUCGGAGUAAGCAUGUACGCGAGAUAUGGAGGAUGUGGCUAAGAAGCGUGCUGUGAAAAAAAGAACAGCUUUAAUACUUGAAGGAAAGCUUGAUGUUACAAAGCAUCUCGAGCGAAUUGAAAGAACUUGUGAAAUUGUUCACACGACUGCCAUAAGAGUCAACUGUGCGUCGACGCUGCCUUCACUUUCAUCAAGGGCUUGACGCCACAGCACCCAUGUCUACCGGACCCUCGUUUGCCCAUUUUAACCGGGCCCGAGACGCACCCCACUAUGACCAGGUCCCCGUGGGCUCCUUGCGGCGGGACGAUGAGCCCACCCUUCUGGAGCAGCAGAGCGAGCUGGCCCUAAGCUCAGACCCGCUGCCGCCUCCUCCCCUCCCAGAGCAGCCGCCCGUGGGACCAGAGUUUGACCCCAGCGGCAGCGAGGAUAACGUGGACACCGCCGACAUCAAGCCCGUCCACCGGUUCAUUCCUGAUUCUUGGAAGAAUUUCUUCCGGGGCAGUAGCAGUAGCAAGAGCAGGAGCAGCAAGCCAAGGUCCGUGAUGUCAGAGAACAAAGGCGGUAACAGCAGUAGCAGCGGAGUGCGCUGCUCGCCCCCGCACUCUCCCUUCGUUCCCGGCUCCUACCGGGACCCAUACGGGGGCUCAGGCGGCAGCUACGGCUCCCACAAGGAGCAGGCCCUGCUGCUCCACGACCCGCUGGAGUCCAUCGACGGGCACACAGUGCGCACGGCGCUCACCUACAGCGAGAGGGUCGAGGAGUACAACAUGCGCUACGCCUACAUGAAGUCUUGGGCCGGCCUGCUGCGCAUCCUGGGCUGCGUGGAGCUGCUGCUCGGGGCAGCCGUGUUCGCCUGCGUCUGCGCUUACGUGCACAAAGACAACGAGUGGUUCAACAUGUUCGGCUACUCUCAGCCGCAAGCCUUCGGCAUAUACGGAGGCUCCAGCGGCUCCUAUUACGCAGGGCCGCAGACCCCCUUCGUCCUGGUGGUGGCCGGACUGGCUUGGGUGGUGACGGUGAUCGUGCUGGUGCUGGGAAUGACCAUGUAUUAUCGCACCAUUCUGCUCGAUUCCAACUGGUGGCCCCUUACCGAGUUUGUCAUCAACCUGGUGCUGGCGGUGCUCUACAUGGCAGCGGGCAUCGUUUACGUGAGGGACACCAUCCGGGGCGGUCUGUGCUACUACCCUGUUUUCAACAACGGGAUCAACGGCGCCUUCUGUCGCAGGGAGGCCGGUCAGACGGCCGCCAUCAUCUUCCUCUUCAUCACCAUGCUCAUCUACUUGAUCGGGGCCAUCGUCUGCCUGAAGCUGUGGAGACACGAAGUUGCCCGCAGACUCAGAGAGAGCCUGGGUCUCGAGAUGAAGACAACGGAAUCUGUUCCAAGGUCCUUGGUCGAUGGGCCCUACAAAGCCCCCAAGCCCAAGCAGGCACCGUCAGUCGCUGUGGAAAUGGAACCAGUUGCCAAGGAGAUGCAACCAGAAAUCCUCCGAGGACACAUUCCUUCUGGACACAUUCCAAAACCUGUGGUCAUGCCGGACUACAUCCAGAAGUACCCCACCAUCCGGUCGGACGAAGAACGGGAUCAGUACAAGGCGGUGUUCAACGACCAGUAUGCCGAGUACAAAGAGUUGCACGCCGAGGUUCAAGCUGUACUGCGGAAGUUUGAUGAGAUGGACGCGCUGAUGCACAGCUUGCCACAACACCCCGGCAGUCAGAAGGAAUUCGACCGAAUCAACAGAAUCCUCCAGGAGUACGAGCGCAAGAAGAACGACCCAGCGUUCCUGGAGAAGAAGGAGCGCUGUGAAUAUCUGAAGAAUAAACUGUCCCACAUCAAGCAGAAGAUCCAGGAGUACGACAAAGUGAUGCAGUGGAACGACGGCUACAGUUAGAGCUGCCGAGCGAGCGGCGCACGUGGGGCCGGUUGCCAGCCGUUCUCUUUCGGAACGUCUCCUGCAUACUGGACGUGUGAAGCCCCUGCGAAGCUGAGAAACGACUGCAAUUGCAAAAUAGCUCUGUGAACAGCUUUAAUAUCAGUAAAGGGACUACAUGUGAAUAUGUUUUCGUGACGCCUCUAAUGUGAGCUCAACUUGGAGUGAAACUGGUGCAUAAACCGUGAGUGCAGAGCGGAAGUGCAUUUACUGUGAAUUGUCACGUGUUUAUUAAGGCAGAAAUGCGCAAAUGUGCAAUUUGGUGCAGGUGCCCCGAUGACUACUGUGUCCUGUAUCCGACGAGCACUUCGUACGGGAUUUGCCGCGUUGCCUUUCUUUAUGAUGCCCUUAAAAUGUGCAGGAGAGACAAAUUAGUGCUGAAGUUGGGUUUUAACUUUUGCUCCGGGGUCAAAAAGAGUCCUUCCCUGGAGCAGCAGCUCAUCUGCUGUCUAUUUUAAUGUAAUAUCAAAGUUAGUUUUUCUUUGAAAUUAAAACUUAAACAGCCAACAUUUUGGUGGGGAGCAAAACUUUGAAAAUGGUUGGUCAGUCACUUGACCAAAUGUUACAUGAGGGUUAAGGCUUGUUUUGUUUUUUUUUUCUUUUUUUUUAAAUCAUUUUAAAUUGGUCUAACUUCAGUGCCACUUAAGACAGCAUUGCAUUGCUUUGCUUUAACUGCUGUAUAGUGUGACAUGCAAAGCCAUCCAAAUAUUUAUUUAAAAAUGUUUCAUGUAUAUCAUCAGUUCCUCUUUUUGUUAUCCACUGGUAUUUGGUUUUUCAGACUGUAAUUGACUAAUUGUAAUUUUUUUCUUCUGUGCCGCUGUGAUGUAUCGCUUACUGCAGUAAAAAGUCCUGUACUUGCCCUAUUCAGUUGCACUUCAGUACUGUGCUACCUUUGUGUGCCUCAAAAAGGCCAGGAAUAAACAAUUUUGUAUUUAGUAA
Scleropages formosus (Asian bonytongue) is the source of this 3372-nucleotide messenger RNA. RefSeq names its product MARVEL domain-containing protein 2-like. The coding region runs from base 721 to 2394 and encodes 557 amino acids. The transcript has 7 exons. Gene Ontology annotation, cellular component: cytoplasmic vesicle; apical plasma membrane; bicellular tight junction. Lineage: Eukaryota; Metazoa; Chordata; Actinopteri; Osteoglossiformes; Osteoglossidae. The record is from RefSeq and is a predicted model, not a curated record. Gene Ontology annotation, biological process: bicellular tight junction assembly.